AACUGGCUAGAAAGGUCCUGGAUGCCAAACGGAAACCAUGUUAAAUCCGCUGUGACCAGGGCUCGAACUCGUGAUGGCGGGCACCUCAACCGAGGUUCCUUUUCCACCAGACUACGAGGCUCGGUUAUUUGGUACGUAAAUUUAAAAAUAUUCAACGACUUUACGAAGUUUUGGAAAUCAUGCAUUCAAAAAAGUUAGUUCUUCCCUCACGUUUUCGGCAUUUCUGGUAUCUCAGUUUGCUAGUAGGUAGUAGUUACUAGGUACACUAGCAUAUAGCAAUGCUCAAAGUCAAAGUAACUAGAUAGAAACCAAACUCCAAAGUUAGAAUCCAGAAGAAAAACGUGUUUGAUCGGACUACAUGUUGCUAAACAAAAGACUAUGGAACAUUGACUAAAACAAUAGUCACAAAAGCAGACAGACAUAACUAUAUAAGUACACUCCAUUAGUCAUUUGUUCUCACAGUAGAUUAGGUAUUUAAGAAAGAAGAAGAAAAGGGUACUAAAUGAUUUUAUUUUAAAGACUUCGAGUUCUUUGAUCAAAAAAAAAAAAUUCUCGAGUUCUUCCCCCUUAGAGCAUGAUUAAUGCAUGUCUCUUAGAGUGAAGUUUUUUUAACGAGAUAUAAAAGAUGUCUUUUAGAUUUUUUAGUUAAAAGAUAUAAAAAACGUUUUUUAAUCUUUUUUUGUUAAAAGUUAAGAAACUGUAUCUUAUAUUAUGCAAAGAACUUUACUCUAAAAAACAUGCAUUAAUCAUGCUCUAAGAAGUUGCCUAAACAGACCUCAUGGUCCCAUUCAAACAAUAACCUACUUUCUCUAUUUGGAUAUAUCUGUUAAAUUUAGUGGGACCCAUUUCAUUACAAAAAUCCCUAUAACUCUCACUUUCACUGGCCCACCUUUUGAUUUUCUUAUUGUCUUUUUUUUCUUCUUGUCUUUGCAGUUAAAAAACAAAAAUGGGAAACCAGUGUCUAUAUAUAAACAGAAUUACUCGAUAAACAGCCACUCUCCAUCUUCAAUAAAUAAUAUAUACAUAUAUAUAUAUAUAUAUAGAAAUCAAUUAUGGCGAAUCUCUCUUCUGAUUUUCAGACAUUCGAUCCCAUAACUCAACUUGCAGAACUCAACAACACUCUUAACCACUUUCAGACAAUGUUCGCUUCUCCUUUCUCUUCUUCUCUCGACUCUCUUUUCUUUCAUCACCAACAACACCAACAAUUUCCGGAACAUUUCCCCGGAAAAUCCCCCGAAAACAAUGGUUUUCAUCAAGGGAUUUUACUCCCUAAUUAUAAUACUCACAACAACGACGAUUCUUCUUCAGGAAUCGAUACCAAGAAGAGAAAAACAUUAAUGGAGUCCGUAUCUACGUCGGAGAACAGUGUCUCUGAUCAAACUUUAUCUACCUCUUCUGCUCAAGUUUCGACUAAUGGAACCAAAAAUAGUUCUUUAAGGAGAGGGAAAAUGUCAAAGAACAGAGAAGAAGAGAAAGAGAGAGUAUAUGUUAGAGCCAAAAGGGGUCAAGCCACUGAUAGCCACAGCUUAGCAGAGCGGGUAAAAAUUGAUUAUCUAAUCAAGUAUAUUUAUGAAUUCAAUAUGUUGUUAAUGUUAAAUUGUAUGAUUAAUGAAAAAUAUGAAUACAAAGAUUUUCAUGUUGAAUUUCAGGUUAGACGAGGGAAAAUAAACGAGAGAUUGAAAUGCCUGAAAGAUAUAGUGCCCGGAUGUUAUAAGGCAAUGGGAAUGGCUACGAUGCUGGACGAGAUAAUUAAUUAUGUCCAGUCGUUACAAAAUCAAGUUGAGUUUUUAUCUAUGAAGCUUACGGCAGCAAGUUCGUAUUAUGACUUUAACUCGGAGGCUGAUGCUGUUGAUUCCAUGCAGAAGGCAAAGGCACGUGAGGCAGUAGAAAUGGGGCAAGGGAGGGAUGGGAGCAGGGUCUUCCAUUCAUCAUCAUGGACCCUUUGACUUUUGUUUUUUACCUCCCUUUUCGUCGUCUUUCUAAUAUGCUCCUAUUUAAAUAAAAAUACUUAAUUGAUUUCAAUAAUUUGGAUACCAAAGGAUGAUAUGUAUACUGCGUAAUGUCGACAUUACAAAUUUAUUAAUGCCUACAGAUUGCAAUCCCAGCAGCUAUUUUUAGAGCUUCUAAAAGGUGCCAUGUAAGACAAGAUAUUCCCCACCAAUCAAGCUGGCAAGUCAUCUCGGAUGUUUAACUGACAGGCCCAAACCAUUACGGUAGCCCAUUUGCAAAGGUUUCUGUUUGUCUUUCCAACUCUCGGCUUAACAGCAAAAAUAUUCAUUCAAAAAAGCUCUAUAGUCUCUUGACUCUAACCUCAGCUGCUAAUAGACCUUUAACCUUCCUCCUCUCAGAAAUCACCCGUUACAAUAUGGAGUCGUUUAUCACAGCAAAUAUCCCCGUUAAUUUCUUCCCCAAUGAUAAAACCGUCAACUAUUUGGCUUCCCCUCACCAAUUCUAUAAAAGCUGGCAUAGUUGGAAAGCAUGAUCUCUCUAACAACAAGCUUCUGGUCAGAAAAGCUUAGGAAAUUUGCCGCCUUUCUGACGCUCAGUUCAAUCAUCCAUCAUCGGCGUUGUAAAACAUCACUGGUAUUUGACUCAGUUUCAUCUAUGUUAUCAUUGGAUUUGACUGGGUGAGAUCUGUAAAGAUGUGAUCUAUCUGAAAAUUGCAGCCUAUCAAAAAUUCACAAUUGAAUCAGCUUCAGUUGUGGGUAUAUCUAAAGUAUCUUACUUUUACUUACACCCGUGUCUAUUCCAUGUUGUAGAUUAUUUUCAAAAUACAUGCAGCGAUUAAGUUGAGUCGUAUGUCCGAAAAGGCAUUCACGAGAUCAUUCAAUAGCCUGCAAAACAUUAGUAAUAAAACAAGAUCGUUCACUUGAAUUACAAAUAUUUUCAUGAAUCUGUUUGUUUAGUUGAUUAAAAAUGUGCAUUUCAGGAUUAAGCUUAAUAUAAAAGCACUAGCAGUUCAGAGUGGCCGAGGAAGAGUAAUCAAAUCCGAGCAAAACAUGUUAUCUUUGUUAUCAGUUUGACAUGUAUUUGAUUGGACAAUCUUGAAGUAUCCACAGUUUGGCUCUAGCUCCACUCUAGCUCAAAACCAAGAUAUAUGUGUUCCAACAGUCGAGUCUUACACGUUAACCAGCUUUGUAUCCUCCAGUGCCAUCUGGUGAGAGACCAGAGAAACCUUCGGAACCUGCAAACCUGUAGCUUUGGCUAAGUUGAUGAAGAAGCAAGAGAGUAAGAAGGAAUUAAAUGAUGAAUCGCAAACUUACUGGCUGUUCCAACAGAUAAUUGUCAAGGUGAUGUGUCAAGCUCUGGUCUGGUAGAGACUAAAGAAAUGGUAUUAUAAGCAAAAAGGCGGAGUGAGGAAAGUGAUUGAUAAUUGUAUACUUGUGUCAACAAUAAAAAUUUAUAUAUUCUAUACAUUUGAUUUUGGCACAACAAAUUUCAAAAAUUUAUAAGUUUUUAAUUUUUUUUUCGACCAAAAUAUUUGUAUAUAAUAUGAAGAUUUUGAUGACGGGGAGAAAUAAAAAUUAAAUAUUUUGUUAAACCAUUGUAACAAUCGUCAGCUUAUAAUUAUAUAAAGAAAAUAUGAUAUAGAACGCAAAAUCAUAUGUUGUUGAGUCUGAAGAAGGAUAAAAGAUUUUUUUUUUUUUUUUGGUAUCUAAAUUUCUUCAUAAGAUGAAGAAUAUGGAAAAUGUGUAUCAAUAGUCUUCCAGCAGAAAAGAGAUCACAUUGUGAAAGAUCAUCCUCAAUCAGAGCUACAAACACAUCACUAAAACCAAAAGCAGAGGCAUUGCGAAUGGCAGUCAAGCAAAUGAGGAUGCUAAAUUUUAAGAAAGUUGCUUUCAUCAGUGAUUGCAA
Molecule: messenger RNA, 3855 nt
Organism: Brassica napus (rape)
Lineage: Eukaryota; Viridiplantae; Streptophyta; Magnoliopsida; Brassicales; Brassicaceae
Product: transcription factor BEE 3-like
Exons: 8
Coding region: 1053-1946 (297 amino acids)
Biological process (GO): regulation of DNA-templated transcription
Cellular component (GO): nucleus
Molecular function (GO): DNA-binding transcription factor activity; protein dimerization activity
Source: RefSeq, a predicted model, not a curated record